AUGGACAUGCGUGGAUUUGGUCACUGGUUAAGUAGCAAUGAAAAGAUCGUGCACAUCAACCGGAUAACUGGUGAAGCACAAGCACGUAGUGAAGGUGUAGCAGAAGGUGAACCAGAUGAGAUAGUUGUUGAUGCUCCUGCGGAGACACUGACUAAUGCUGCUGUCCUGUCUGAUGGAUACAAGUUCUCUGUGAGAUUUAGUGAUUCAACUGAGCACAGCACUGGAUCCUCUGUGAGCCCAAUUAAUGUCCCCUUUGAAUGCAAGGUUGACCCUUCUUUUGUUGGGUUUGCUGAGCCAUGGACUGACCAUGCCACAAAGAAAUCCUACUGCCUGUUUCAUCCAUAUUCACCUGCACAGCUGUUGCCGGUGAAGUUGAACCCGAAUGAAGGAUUUUUAUACAUUUUGGUUCGUGCAAAUCUAAAGGAAGACCCAAAGGUGACAGGAUCUGCACAUGCCCUUUUCGUCAAAGGGUUUUACAUUAAAGAAUCUGGGAAAGCUUGUGCUUCAACUGAUAGUCAAGUUAUUGUUUAUGCUGUUCUAGAUAUCGAGUUGUUCUGGAAUGCUAAAGAUUUACUCAGAGUCAGCCGUGUUGACACAAGUGAGAACAAUGGUGUUCUUAGUCGAAUUGUUUACCGGUUUGAAGCGCUAAAAAGGCAAUCAUUCUCUGACAAGGUUACUAUCGUUCUUCCUGCCACUGGUCAGACUGAAGAAGUUGAAGUCAGCUACGAUACAGGAGAGAAGGCAGAGCCACCAUCAUCAUGGGGCCUAACCACAUCUGCUGCUAUGCUCACGUGCAUCAUUGUGACAAUAGUUACUGUUGCACUUUUCAUGAAGUUGCUGCAGAGACCUACUAGACAGGCACCAUCAAGGAACAUGGCAGCAUCCACACCAGCACGAGCAACCAGCAGCACGAGCACCAGCAGCUAA
Molecule: messenger RNA, 927 nt
Organism: Miscanthus lutarioriparius
Lineage: Eukaryota; Viridiplantae; Streptophyta; Magnoliopsida; Poales; Poaceae
Source: the annotation of a GenBank genome assembly